Molecule: messenger RNA, 264 nt
Organism: Prunus armeniaca (apricot)
Lineage: Eukaryota; Viridiplantae; Streptophyta; Magnoliopsida; Rosales; Rosaceae
Source: the annotation of a GenBank genome assembly
AUGCCUACUGAGGAUAGCCACGGGACUCAGCACCAUACCCCCCAUGGGGGUACCUCCCAGAGGAGACGUUCAGCAGAUGCCAAUCUCCAUGUAGAACUGGAGACCCUCCGUGCCAGUGUCACCAAGAUGUCCGAGAAAUAUGACCAUCUUCAUGCUAAGAACGUCGAUCACGAGCAUGACUACCGCACACUGAAGCGUAACUGGGAGAUGAAUCAGUACCAAGGCUCCCAACGUAGCCUUAUCCGGGAACCUAAGCGUACCUAG